AUGGACCUGCAUCUUCCUGAAGCAUUCCAGGGCUGGAGAGACGACUGCCAUGCACCGAGGGUUCAUCCAUCUGCACAGCUGCAGCCAGUGGGAGGAGACGCUGUGACCCCUGCCCUCGUGGCUCUGCUCUGCCUCGGUCUGAGUCUGGGCCCCAGGACCCACGUGCAGGCAGGCAGGGCCCUCCACAAACCCUUCGCCCUCUGGGCUGAGCCAGGCUCUGUGAUCAUCGGGAGCCCCGUGACCAUCUGGUGUCGGGGACUCCUGGAGGCCCAGGAGUACCGUCUGGAUAAAGAGGGAAUCCCAGAGCCCUGGAACACACAGAACCCACUGGAGCCCAGGAACAAGGCCAGAUUCUCCAUCCCAUUCAUGACAGAGCACCAUGCAGGGAGAUUUCGCUGUUACUAUCUCAGCCCUGCAGGCUGGUCAGAGCACAGUGACCCCCUGAGCUGCUCUGCCUCAGGAAGGGGGUCGCAACCUACCCUCUCAGCCCUGCCCAGCCCUCCUGUGGUGGCCUCAGAGGAACGUGUGACUCUCCUGUGUGGCUCACGGCUGAUUCACAGGUUCAUUCUGGACUAUGGGAAGGAGAUCGCCAAUCUCUCCUGGACCUCGAACUCACAGCUGUCUCCUAGUGGGCAGUUCCAGGCCCUGUUCCCUGUGGGCCCCCGUGACCCCCAGCCACACAGGUGGAUGCCUGUGAUACUAUGGCUCUCACAGGUCCUGCAGGGCCCUGUUGUGGUCCCUGGAGAGAACCUGACCCUCCAGUGUCACUCUGAUGUUGGCUAUGACAGGUUACUAUACACGGAGGACAGACAUGACCUCCUCCAGCACCCUGACCAGCAGCCCCGGGCUGGGCUCUCCCAGGAUGACUUCCCCCUGGGCUUGGAAGUGACCCCCAAAACCCCCUCAUUUCUGACCUUCUGGGGAGCAGCUGAUAACCUCAGUCCAUCACAAAACAAGUCUGACUCUGGGACUGCCUCACACCCCCAGGAUUACACAGUGGAGAAUCUCAUCCGCAUGGGCGUGGCCGGCUUGAUCCUGGUGGUCCUCGGGAUUCUGAUAUUUCAGGAUUGGCACAGCCAGAGAAGCCCCCAGGAUGCAGCUGGGAGGUGAACAGAAGACAGGACAAUGCACCAUUGGGUGCUGGAGCCUUGGAAGAGAAUCUGAAAGUCCCAGGAGAUUCUGGAAGACAAUCUGAGGCCUAUGCUAUCUGGACUGUCUGCUGGCAAUUUCUCUUUUGU
Molecule: messenger RNA, 1238 nt
Organism: Chlorocebus sabaeus (green monkey)
Lineage: Eukaryota; Metazoa; Chordata; Mammalia; Primates; Cercopithecidae
Source: RefSeq, a predicted model, not a curated record